This is a messenger RNA of Suncus etruscus (white-toothed pygmy shrew), 5272 nucleotides long. RefSeq names its product SNF2 histone linker PHD RING helicase (gene SHPRH). NCBI's taxonomy places the organism in Eukaryota, Metazoa, Chordata, Mammalia, Eulipotyphla, Soricidae. Gene Ontology annotation, biological process: protein polyubiquitination; DNA damage response; nucleosome assembly. The coding region runs from base 116 to 5155 and encodes 1679 amino acids. Gene Ontology annotation, molecular function: DNA binding; ATP-dependent chromatin remodeler activity; ATP binding. The transcript has 30 exons. The record is from RefSeq and is a predicted model, not a curated record. Gene Ontology annotation, cellular component: nucleosome; nucleus.
GCCGAGGAGCCCGAGGACGCGAGCGGCGGGAGAAGAGAAGCCAGGCCUUGGAAGCCGAGAAGUAUUGCACUUGUUUUCUAGAUUUCUUAUUUACCAACCCCCCAAAAAUUUGAAGAUGAGCAGCCGAAGGAAACGUGCUCCUCCUGUGAAGGUCGAUGAAUCAAAGCAGCAGCAGCUUCGUUGGAGUAUGCACGAGCAUAGAAGGAAUGAAUCUCCCACUCAAAGUCCACACUCAGAUUUCUCUGACUCGGACUCCUCUGACAUCCUCUGGGUUGACAGUUUAAAGGAAGAAGUGGCACACAGAGAUAAGAGGAGGCGUUUGGAGGUGGCGAGUGGCUCAAGAUCCCUCAGUAAAGAAGCGGCGCGGACCACUUUCCCCACAAAGCUAAAUGUUGUGAUUUCUCCCUACCCCUUUGAUAAUUCUUGGAAAGCAUCUCUAGGAGAAGUAAUUCUUCAGCUUCUUCCAGAACAGAAUUUAGCUGAAAAUUUUUUUCAAAGAAGUUUCACCUUGAUGAGUUCAGGAUCGAACGAUCAGUUCCUGGUCUAUGUUCAUUCCGAAUGUAAAGAUGUAGCGAAGAAACAAAAGGGAGGUGAAGAGACUGUCAGUAUUUGUGACCAGGGAAUUGGCGUGAAUUUGUCGGUUGAUGGUGGAAUGUUGGAAGAUUUGGAUUGGCUUCAAAAGAAGAAAAGAAUUAAACUUUACCACAAACCAGAUGGAAAUCACACUAUCAAGGUUGGAAUUUAUCUCUUGGAAAGUGGCCUCACUAAAGUAGAUUUUCUAAGUGAGGCAAGUUCAAGAAUGAAAAAGUGCAAUCAGCUCAUGAAGCGAGUGAUAGAAAAGUUACACAAUUAUAUUCCAGAUGUACUGGGAGAGGAUGAAGAUGAUUCAGAGAGUGAGCCAGAGGGACAAGACAUCGAUGAACUUUAUCACUUUGUGAGGCAAACACAUCAUCAAGAAACACAGUCCAUCCAAGUGGAUGUCCAGCAUCCUGCAUUGAUUCCUAUACUGAGACCCUACCAAAGAGACGCUGUCAACUGGAUGCUACAACAAGAGCAUUUCAGGAGCACUCCUGCUAGUGAAAAUGCGCUGCACUGCUUAUGGCGAGAAAUUGUUACAUCUGAGAAUUUGAAACUCUACUAUAAUCCAUACACAGGCUGCAUUAUCCGUGAGUACCCAAAUGCUGGUCCACAGUUGUUUGGUGGAAUCUUAGCAGAUGAAAUGGGUCUUGGAAAGACAGUGGAGGUUUUAGCUCUGAUUCUUACACACACUCGACAAGAUGUCAAACAAGAUGCUCUCACUCUUCCUGAGGGCAAAGUGGUGAAUUACUUCAUUCCAUCACUUUCUGGAGGAAAAGUAAAAAACAAAGAAACUCAGAAUAUGGAAUAUGAACCAAAAGAAAAAGUUCAGUUCCCCCCUACACGUGUAAUGAUCUUGACAGCUUUGAAGGAAAUGAAUGGGAAGAAAGGAGUUUCCAUCCUCUCUAUCUAUAAGUAUGUCAGUUCUAUAUAUAAAUACGACGUUGAGCGAAAUAGGAAUCUUCUGAAACGGAUGCUGAAAAGUUUAAUUUUUGAAGGUCUGGUGAAACAGAUCAAAGGCAAUGGUUUUUCUGGGACCUUUACAUUGGGGAAGAACUACAAGAAAGAGGAAAUAUAUGGCAAAACGCAAAAGCAGGCAAUAGGAAGUCAACGAAAAAUUCAGAAAGAAUCUAGAAAACCAGAGAUGAAAGAUACAGACUCUGAAUCUGAAUACUUGCCAUCAAAUACCUCUGAUGAUGAUGAUCAUCCUUACUGUUAUUUUUAUAAGCCCAGAAGAAAUCGAAGUAAAUUUAGAAAAAAGCCUGUUCCAUCCACCAAAAAGGAGGGAGAAAGUCAGCCUAACAUCAGUCACAGUUUACAAGAUCAUUGUCCCACAACUAGUGAUUCUGGAAUUACUGAUGUUACAUUAUCUGAAAAUGUAUACAUUGUUGAUGUCAGCCAAGAAAAUGCAGAAGAGGACCAAACUGAAUCCAAAAAGCCUACAGAUGGUGCUGUUCCAAAUGCUGAUGAGAUCAGUCCCUUCUCUUCCUCUGAUUAUCGCUUUGAAUGCAUAUGUGGUGAACUCGGCCAAAUGGACCAAAAAGCUCGUGUCCAAUGCCUAAACUGCCACCUCUGGCAGCAUGCCAAGUGUGUAAAUUAUGAAGAGAAGAAUGUGAAGAUCAAACCUUUUUACUGUCCCCACUGCCUUGUUGCAAUGGAGCCUGUGUCAACUAGAGCUACUCUGAUCAUCUCACCCAGCUCUAUUUGUCAUCAGUGGGUGGAUGAAAUUAAUAGGCAUGUGAGCUCCUCAUCUCUUCGUGUCUUGGUAUAUCAGGGUGUAAAGAAAGAUGGAUUCUUACAGCCCCAUUUUUUGGCGGAACAGGAUAUAGUUAUCAUUACCUAUGAUGUUCUUCGUUCAGAACUCAACUAUGUAGAUAUCCCACACAGCAAUAGUGAAGACGGGCGUCGCUUACGGAAUCAAAAGCGCUAUAUGGCCAUUCCCAGCCCCCUAGUGGCUGUAGAGUGGUGGAGAAUCUGCCUUGAUGAAGCUCAGAUGGUUGAAUGUCCUACUGUAAAAGCUGCAGAAAUGGCUCAACGCUUGAGUGGGAUAAAUCGCUGGUGUAUUAGUGGCACUCCAGUGCAGAGAGGACUGGAGGAUCUCUUUGGCUUAGUGGUCUUUCUUGGUAUUGAACCUUACUGUGUCAGACACUGGUGGGUUCGACUUCUCUAUCGCCCUUACUGCAAGAAGAAACCUCAAUACCUAUACAGCUUUAUAGCCAAGAUACUUUGGAGGUCUGCAAAAAAGGAUGUGAUUGACCAGAUUCAGAUCCCCCCUCAGACAGAAGAAAUCCACUGGCUCCACUUUUCUCCCGUGGAAAGACAUUUCUAUCACCGUCAGCACGAGGUGUGCUGCCAGGAUGCAGUAGUAAAGCUCAGAAAGAUUUCUGACUGGGCCCUGAAGCUCAGCAGCCUGGACAGAAGAACUGUUACCUCCAUCUUAUACCCACUGUUGCGACUCAGGCAGGCUUGUUGUCAUCCACAGGCUGUUCGUGGGGAGUUCUUGCCACUACAAAAAAGCACCAUGACAAUGGAAGAGUUGUUGAUAUCUCUGCAGAAGAAAUGUAGAACUGAAUGUGAAGAAGCACAUCGGCAACUAGUUUGUGCUCUCAAUGGCUUAGCAGGCAUCCACAUAAUUAAAGAUGAGUUUGUCUUGGCUGCAGAACUGUACCGAGAAGUACUGCGUUCAUCUGAGGAACACAAAGAAAAACUCAAAACUGAUUCACUUCAAAAACUUCACGCUACCCAUAAUUUGAUGGAAUUGUUGGCAGCCAAGCACCCAGGGAUACCUCCUACAUUGAGAGAUAGCAAACUUGAAGAAGAGGCCAAAAACCUACGAGAGCAUUAUAUGAGCAAGUGUAAUACUGAAGUUUCUGAAGCUCAGCACGCUUUGCAACCGGUACAACAGACCCUACGUGAGCUCCAAAGAAAGUUUCAUUCGAGUUCACCUUGGUGGCUCAAUGUGCUCCAGAGAGCUAUAGAAUUUUCUCUUGAAGAAGAACUUCUUCAGCGAGUGAGAAAUGAAAUAAAUAGCAACUACAAGCAACAAAGUGACAAGCUUUCUAUGUCAGAAAAGUUCCAUGACUGCAGAGGUCUUCAGUUCCUACUUACAACACAAAUGGAAGAGCUAAAUAAAUGCCAGAAGCUAGUUAGAGAAGCUGUGAAAAAUCUAGAGGGACCUCCAUCUCCUACUGUUAUUGAGUCUGCAACCAUCUGCCACCUUCGACCAGCCAGACUGCCUCUCAACUGCUGUGUCUUUUGUAAGGCUGAUGAAUUGUUCACAGAAUAUGAAUCAAAGCUGUUUUCUCACACAGUUAAAGGCCAGACUGCAAUAUUUGAGGAGAUGAUAGAAGAUGAAGAAGGCCUGGUGGAUGACCGAAUACCUACGACCAGUCGAGGUCUGUGGGCAAUAAGUGAGACAGAGCGAUCUAUGAAAGCUGUGCUGUCAUUUGCAAAGUCACAUCGAUUUGAUGUUGAAUUCAUUGAUCAAGGAAGUAUUUCAAUGGAUCUCUUCGAAGCUUGGAAAAAAGAAUAUAAGUUGCUUCACGAAUAUUGGAUGGCUCUGAGGAAUCGUGUAUCUGCUGUUGAUGAGCUUGCAAUGGCUACAGAGCGACUAAGAGUCCGUCAUCCUAACGAGCCAAAACCUAAUCCUCCUGUUCUUCACAUCAUUGAACCACAUGAGGUGGAACAAAAUCGGAUCAAACUUCUGAAUGAUAAAGCUUUUGCUACAUCACAGCUUCAGAAAAAACUCGGACAGCUGUUUUACCUAACUAAUUUGGAGAAGUCUCAAGACAAAACAUCAGGAGGCAUUAACCCAGAACCUUGUCCAAUCUGUGCUCGGCAACUGGGGAAACAGUGGGCAGUGCUGACCUGUGGGCACUGUUUUUGUAACGAAUGCACUUCAAUUAUAAUUGAACAAUACAGCGUGGGUUCUCAUAGAAGUUCCAUUAAAUGCGCCAUCUGCCGCCAGACCACAUCUCACAAAGAAAUCUCUUAUGUAUUCACUUCAGAAAAAGCCUGCCAGGAAGAGGACAUUCCUGUGAAGGGCAGUCACUCUACGAAAGUGGAAGCUGUGAUCAGAACUCUGAUGAGAAUCCAGCGUCGAGACCCAGGGGCUAAAGCUCUUGUCUUUUCAACGUGGCAAGAUGUAUUAGAUAUUAUUUCAAAAGCUCUCAAUGACAACAACAUGGAAUUUGCACAAAUCACUCAUGUUAGGACAUUUCAGGAGAACCUUUCAGCAUUUAAAUAUGAUCCCGAGAUCAAUAUUUUGCUGCUGCCCCUGCACACAGGAUCAAAUGGAUUAACCAUCAUUGAAGCAACCCAUGUUCUCCUGGUGGAGCCUAUAUUGAACCCUGCCCAUGAGCUGCAAGCUAUAGGGAGGGUGCACCGAAUUGGACAAACAAAACCAACUAUUGUGCACAGAUUUUUAAUUAAAGCAACAAUUGAAGAGAGAAUGCAGACAAUGCUGAAAACUGCUGAGAGAAGUCACCCCAACUCCACAGUGAAGAAUUCAGAAGCAUCUGUGUUGACUGUGGCUGAUCUGGCGGACCUGUUUACCAAAGAGACUGAAGAUUUGGACUGAAGUAUCUUGAUUCAAUCCACAGACUUCAGAUUAUUUUUCCAAAUUUUAUAGCUUGUAAAACAGAACUUUAAUUCUAAAAAUCUACUAGAUGUCAGUAAGCUCUGAUCUUCAUUAAAU